This is a messenger RNA of Myzus persicae (green peach aphid), 2090 nucleotides long. Its product is annotated as lysozyme 1-like. Bases 1464 to 1964 code for a protein of 166 amino acids. NCBI's taxonomy places the organism in Eukaryota, Metazoa, Arthropoda, Insecta, Hemiptera, Aphididae. The record is from RefSeq and is a predicted model, not a curated record. Gene Ontology annotation, molecular function: lysozyme activity. The transcript has 5 exons.
AAAUGUGUAACAAAAACGGUGAAUUUUUGAUACUUACGACCAUCCGUGGACACUGUGUAUAUCUACCUAGGUAUAGCUAGUCUGAAAAAUAAUCUGUGUCCUGAUACCUAUUGUCUUGUCUAGAUGACUAUUGGCCAUAGAGAACAAUGUAGUAUGGACAAAUGUAUCUUGUACACAGCACAUUUUCAAAUACGAAUUUCAGUUGGUCAAAUAUGAUAACAUCUAUGCAAUUAAUUUUUUUGAAUUUAUUUGUUUUGGACAUAUUUUUUUAUUGUAAGUCAGUUUAGUGUUUUCAGCUAGUGUUUAGCUCAUUUUGGAAUCUUUUUCGGAAUUGAAAAAUAUCCCCUAUAUAAUCCUAUACAGAGGAGUAGGCACCAAUAUUGAGUUAUAAUCAGUAAUCGCUAAAUCACACGAAAUUAUGGUUCGGUUACGUACUUAUGUGCAUUACUUUUGUUUUUUCUAUCUAAACUCAAUAGUGCACGUAAUGAAUAAAAUAAAUUUUCUCUAUUAAUAUCGAACACGUACAUUUUGAAGAAUUCCAUUAUUCUAUCCCACUCCGGAAUGAUGCCUCAACAAUACUUAAUAAAGUCUCCAACGUGGGCUCGUUUCCAUUUAAUAUAGGUAUAAUAGGUAAUCAAAUACAACCGAAUUCAUCCUCGAACACGGUCUUAUUGAUUACGAAAAUCGUGUACUGUAUACAGCGUGAUCCCAUAAUCUUGCUCAUUUUUACAUUUUUUCUUUGUUAAUAGAUAUUAAAAACUACUAUAAUUGUCGAUUUAUCAUGGGCAUUGCGUCCAUAAUCCGUAUCUUUCAAUCCUAUUACUAUGGACCUAUUAUCCCAAAUUCUUAAGUAGGUACCUACAUAAAGUUAGGCAAUCAAAACCUACUCGUUCGAAUUUUGAUUUUGACCUACAUCAUAGUUUUCAAAAGUCAUCUGCUUAACAAUUUACGGGAAUAGGGAUAGUUCAAAUUUGAAAAAAAGUCUGACACUUCUUAAUUGUUAUUCAAUUCUAUGUAUUUUUAAAAGUAUGGUUAUUAUAAGUAUACUUGUAAAUUCGAAAAACAGAAUUCGAAUGUAUUCACUGUGGAAGAAAGAAACUAGGACGAGCACGGCCGCAGUAAUGGACUUUGGAGGUAACACUGCAAUAAUUGUUGGCCGUGUUUCGAUGGUUGGCGGGGCACUGCAGCACGAAAUUGCGAUUUCAUAAAAGUACCGUUAUCGCCUCAGCCGCCACGCUCAUAACAUCGUUAUCACCCUCGCUGAUAACGACGGCGACGACGACAACAAACAUCGAAAACCGACGGCGGAGAAGGUUGCGUGGUGUUGACCGGUUCGGCGGUCCGAGCUAUACUGCCGAUACCAUACGUGGUGGACCAUUAUUUUAAUAAUAAUAAUAUUGUAAAAUCGUUAUUGUCCGAUACGCAGUGGCAGCGUACGGUCCGCGUAAACAAAUAGUACGACAAUGACGCGCGACCCGUCCGGACAGCGUUUUCUGACGUGCGCCGCCGCCGCUGCCCUGCUGCUGAUAGUGUCCUGGACGUCCAUGACCACGACGGCCGGCCGGCACGUGUCUAACCUGAACGGAAACUGCAUGCGGUGCCUGUGUUACGCGUCAACCCUGUGCAACGCGACGGUCGGUUGUUCACGUGGUUACUGUGGUCCUUAUUACUUGUACCGCAAUUACUGGAAGGACGCCGGCCAGUUGGUGUUACAGGACGACGACCCGGACCGGGACCAGGCGUUCGUGGACUGUGCUUCAAACGUCGAAUGCGCUCAAAAGGUCGUCGAGAACUACAUGGUCAAAUGGGGACGGGACUGCAACAAAGACGGCGUGACGGAUUGCGACGAUUACGCGAGGAUUCACUUCAACGGCCGCGAAGACUGUUCGGCCAUCGAUAACACCAAUUUCUGGAGGCGAUACGAAACGUGCCGGCCGGCCAACACCAGAGGAAAGUUUAACUGAUGUACCUAUCGAGAGACCAAACUACGCGAGCUCAUUAAUACUUACUACUUAUUACGAUGUUAUUAUUUAUAUUAAAAUUAAAAUGUACUGUAUAAUAUUAUAUAUUGUUGCUAUGUGGAAAAGAUA